AUCAAAGCUACCGGACAGAAGAAGAAGAAGCUGUUUUUGUUUGUUCAUGGAAAGAUGUCGCAAGUUGAUGUUCAGGAGGAGCUGCACGUUUUAAAUGAGUGUCAGUACAGUUUUCCAGCAGAGACUCUCUCUGAUCUUUGCCGUGUUCGUUCUUUAUUCUCUGAUCUUUACCUCUAUGUGGAUUUUUACUGUUUUCCGGAUCAAAAGAAGAAGAAGCUGCUUUAUCUGGCAGGAACCAUCCCGGUUCAGUUUGAAGGUGGUGACUAUAAUAUUCCACUUUGCAUCUGGCUCCAUGAGACCCACCCAGUCAACAGGCCCCGUUGUUAUGUCUGUCCUACUGUCUCCAUGGUGAUUAAUCCUGCUUGUCCUUGUGUGGAUGCCAAUGGCAACAUCAGUCUGGAUGGACUAAGGAACUGGACCAGUGGUGUGUCCAAUCUCUCAUGGCUCGUUUCAGAGAUGAGGUGGGCUUUCCAGAAAGAUACACCUCUCUAUGCCUCGCCCCUUGUACAGGCCAGGUAUCCAACAUCAUGUGUGUUGGCAUCAAAGCGAGCAGGAGAGUCAGCAGAAAGCCAGCAACCUCCCAACAUCUUCACCUCAUCACCCUCAUCCUCUUUGCAGACUCUCUCACUCACCACUGCUGUGUCCAGACCAAAAGGUAACCAAUGGGAGCAGUCCAGAGGUCAGCGGUCAUAUGCAGAGGAUUUGCUGGGAAUCGACUUCAGUGCUGCAUCAGUUCCUGAGUUGUCCACCUCCUCAGCUGCUCCCCCUGUUGAUGUCCUCAGCAGGAUGGUUGCCCAUCUUCAUGUGGACUCUGAGGCUGUGUCGUGUCUUUCUGGUUCUGGACAUGAUCCACUUCAAGAACCCGGACCUCAGAAAUAUCACAGAGAACCGACAGAGUGGACCAGGAUCACAGCUUGUCUUCCUCCUGACAAAGUGACCAUGUUCCUCAGUCUCUUGUCCUUUGAGGGGAAGAACUUCAGCACUGAUGAUGUCCUGCAGGCAGUUCAGCUCAACAAAGAUGUGUCUUCUGCCCUGAAGUUCCUGACGCACACCUGCCCCAUCUGUCAAGAUCAGGUCUCAUUCGCAAAGAUCGUCACAAUGACCCACUGCUCCUGUUUUCUGUGCGAGAGCUGUUUUAAGGCCUUUUUCUCAUCAGCCAUCAUGGAGAGGAGCAUCGAACAGCUGGCAUGUCCUCAGUGUGGUCAGCCAGAGGUCAGUGGUCCAGGCGGCAUGGAGGAGUCCAUGGACUACUUUAACCUGCUGGACACACAGAUUCGACACUACCUGCCUCCUCACAUCCACGAGCUCUUCCAGAGGAAACUCCGAGAUCGAGCUCUGCAGGAAAUGCCAAACUUCAGAUGGUGUGCUCAUUGUUCCUUUGGAAUGCUUCAUGAAGCAGACCAGCUGAGGAUGGACUGUCCCAGUUGUAAGAAGAGUACCUGCUCUCACUGCAGAUCACCUUGGUGUCCUCAGCAUCAGGGACUGUCCUGUCAGCAGUUCAAAGUCUGGCAGCAGCAGCACAACCAGCCAACCCAGAACCACCUGCUGACCUACAUCAGCAUAGAGUGUCCAAACUGCCACUACGUCUUUGAGCUGUCCAAAGGUGGAUGUCUCCACUUCACCUGCACUCAGUGUCUGCACCAGUUCUGUGGAGGCUGCAGUCAGUCCUUCAGUCUGGGCUCGGUCUGUAGUUUCUCCAACGAUUGUAGGGCCAAAGGACUUCAUGCCCACCAUCCCAGAGACUGCCUGUACCACCUUAGAGACUGGAACAUACCCCGCCUACACCUGCUGCUGCAGCACUACAGAGUAAAUCCUUUCUGCUUGGAAGCAGCCGGUCACAGCUCGGCUGAAUCCACACCCACAGGACGGUGUUUGCUUCUGGAGCUGAGAGACGAUGGCAGUAAGAAGGAGGAGCCCUGUGGACGACCUGCCCUCCCAGAAUACAGAGGAUACUGCCAGUUGCACUAUAAGGAGUAUCUGGUGGAGCUGAUCAACCGUUGCCGUGCCGACCCAGCCGUUCUCUUCACCUCUGCAGAGAUGGUGGCGGAGCUGCGGCGUUGGCAGCUUCCUGUGCCAGCCAGGAAACCAGAAGAACCAGAGCCGUUGUACAUGCAUCGCCUCCGCCUGUUUCUGACGGACAGCGCCCCCCUCAGGAAGCAAAGCCACUCACCUCUCAAACUGAAGGAUGACCCUUGCCUUCUGACCUCAUCUGUGGCUGCUGGUGCACCGUCCCCCCAUCUGUUGUCAAGUGAUUGACAAACUCCACCCCUUCCGCGAGACACUCCAUAGCACUGCCAACUAAUCAGAUAACAGUAUUUUGCAACUAUAACAACCACUGACCUGCCAUCAGUGGAAGAUUGAUGACUUUAAAGGCCCCGCCUACCAUUACUCAUGUCACAGGAUGUUCUGUGGACCACAUAACUCCUCCUAACCGGAAUAAAACUCUGAAAUCAAACCAAAGGAUGUCAGUUAGAGUGAAAGGGCCCACCUCACUACAGCUACCGACUGUGUUCACACUAAUCAAUAAAUCUGUUGAA
Molecule: messenger RNA, 2537 nt
Organism: Thalassophryne amazonica
Lineage: Eukaryota; Metazoa; Chordata; Actinopteri; Batrachoidiformes; Batrachoididae
Product: E3 ubiquitin-protein ligase RNF31
Exons: 20
Coding region: 55-2256 (733 amino acids)
Biological process (GO): protein transport; protein linear polyubiquitination
Cellular component (GO): LUBAC complex
Molecular function (GO): K48-linked polyubiquitin modification-dependent protein binding; linear polyubiquitin binding; K63-linked polyubiquitin modification-dependent protein binding
Source: RefSeq, a predicted model, not a curated record